Pseudomyrmex gracilis is the source of this 743-nucleotide messenger RNA. RefSeq names its product chromatin accessibility complex protein 1 (gene Chrac-16). The transcript has 2 exons. Gene Ontology annotation, molecular function: protein heterodimerization activity. The coding region runs from base 189 to 719 and encodes 176 amino acids. Gene Ontology annotation, cellular component: CHRAC; nucleus. The record is from RefSeq and is a predicted model, not a curated record. NCBI's taxonomy places the organism in Eukaryota, Metazoa, Arthropoda, Insecta, Hymenoptera, Formicidae.
CAACCUUUGCGUCAGAGGUUUCUUUCUGCUGAUUAGUUGUAAAGCCGGUACAGGAGUAAAAUUCUACGACAAAUCUUGUAUAAAGUCAAAACAAAUCUCAGCGCGUUAUAUAUAUAUAGUAUAUAUAUAUAUCGCGGUUUUCUCUAAUUUUAUUAAUUUUUCCGAUUUAAAAAAGACAAAAAAUUCCAAUGAGUACACAAGCUUCGUCCGUAAAAAUAAAGGAGUUACGAUUGCCGAUAUCAAGAGUGAAGACAAUAAUGAAAAGUUCUCCGUGUGUGGAAACUAUCGGACAGGACGGUUUAUAUUUGGUCACAAAAGCUACGGAACUGUUUAUACAUUAUCUGACAGAAGAGGCUCACAUGCAAAAUCAGAAAGGAUCCGCUCUUGAUUACAAACACCUGGCCGAGGUUGUGCAGACCACCGAGACACUGGAAUUUCUUCGCGAGAUAAUGCCUCGCAAGAUUACAGUUAGACAAUUUAAGGAGAUGAUGGCUGCCAAAAAUGCAUCCAGUAGCUCUUCCGGCAGUUCGGAUUCGGACAGCGACAGUGAUUCGGAUACGGACAGUUGUUCGGACAGUGACGACACCAAAGGAGAAAAUGAAAAUUCGUCAUCCGGCAGCGAAGAGGAAGAAAGCGGGACUAAACAGAACGGUCAUUCGAUGAGUGACAAAAGUGAAAACAGUACAAAAAGUGACAGUGAAGAUGAUUCCAAGAGAUAAACAUAUGUUGCUCUCUAUUUUGAU